Molecule: messenger RNA, 1253 nt
Organism: Hemiscyllium ocellatum (epaulette shark)
Lineage: Eukaryota; Metazoa; Chordata; Chondrichthyes; Orectolobiformes; Hemiscylliidae
Exons: 4
Coding region: 149-736 (195 amino acids)
Source: RefSeq, a predicted model, not a curated record
GAAGCUCAACAAUGUGCCCAUUCUCAAUGAUGGGAGAACCCAGCAGAUCAGUGCAAAAGAUUCGAUAGGUCCAUGCGAAUCAACUACCAUUCCCGUGAUUGAUUCAGUCUUGAAUGCUACAACUGCAAGGGUGAAUACACUUUUCGCAAUGGGUAACCCCUUGACGAUUGUGAACUGUAGAGUAACAAAUAUUAACGAAAUUGGAAGCUUUGUAAUUAAGCUGGAUUUAGCCUUUGACGUGCAGGAAGCUGCAUCCAGCAUUGCCCCUGGAAUGAAUCUCUCAAGUGCUAUAAACUUGACUUGCACGAGCCAAGUCAUGAUUGAGAAUACCACCAUUGACAUAGUUUCUCUAGUUUGUAACUCAACUUCCACAAACUCAACUCCUGAACCAUCUGCAACGCCAACAUCGGAGCCAACAUCAACACCAGAAACAACACCAACGCCAACACCAGAAACAACACCAACGCCAACACCAGAGACAACACCAACACCAGAGACAACACCAACACCAGAAACAACACCAACACCAACACCAGAGACAACACCAACACCAGAAACAACACCUACACCAACGCCAGAACCAUCAUCAUCAGAAAGCAAUGAAUCAAUAGACAGCAAUGAAUCGUCAAAAAGCAAUGAAUCAUCGGAUAGCAAUGAAUCAUCAGAUAGCAAUGAAUCGUCGGAUAGCAAUGAAUCGUCGGAUAGCAAUGAAUCGUCGGAUAGCAAUGAAUCAUAAUCACAAAACAGUCAUUGAGAAGAAAGUAAAAAGCCUCGGGAUUUUUGUUUUAACUGAUAAAAAAAAUGCACAGGGCUGCAAUGAGUUGCAAUUUCUUGACAAACAAAAGUAAAGAUCAGCUGAUUCUCAGUGCAAAAAAUUAUGGAGAUUGCUUAUCCUUUCUUUCUGCUAAGAUUACAUUGCCAUUACCUUUUGUGCUGAUGUUGCAAAAUCUUAGCUCCCUGUAGAAAGGAAACAUUAGAGAGGGUUAAGCCAUGCAGCACCUCACUCCUACUCUUCCAUUCAACAACACAUAUUUUGUUCAACUUCAUUUUCCUGCCUGCUUCCCACAUCCUUUGAUUCCUUUAGUCUCUGAACAUGGGCGGCACGGUGGCACAGUGGUUAGCACUGCUGCCUCACAGCGCCUGUAGACCCGGGUUCAAUUCCCGACUCAGGCGACUGACUGUGUGGAGUUUGCACGUUCUCCCCGUGUCUGCGUGGGUUUCCUCCGGGUGCUCCGGUUUCCUCCCACAGUCAC